AGCGGCGAUGUAAACACUGCACGAAGCAGCUCCGAACAAAGUUCUAACGUUCAUUACAGAUUAAUUAGAGAGUUAUAUUUUGCACAACCCCGACUUCCAGAAGGCUUAACAACAGCCCGUUUGUCGCUAUUUGUUUGUAGUGUGUGUUUCUUGCUUCUUGUGUCUCUUCUUGCCUCGGUUAGUUAGCUACGCUAAGCUAACGUUGAGUUUAAAGCGCUCACAAUGAGGGAACUCAGCAAAAACGCUCACCUGCAAAAAGCCACCCGGGAGAAACUGGAGAGGUUCAACAGAAUACGGGGCAAAGAGGUGAAACCUGGAGAAUUUUGGGACCUUGUGGUUAUCACUGCAGCGGACGAGGACCAGAGAUCUGCAUACGAAGUCCAGAUCCGAGAGAAGUGCGACAGGAAAGAGCUUCCGAUUGGCAUUAGUUACCAUGUGUUUGCAGAUCCUCCAGGAUACAAGAUUGGUAAUGGAGGGUCAACUUUACAUUCACUGCAGCUCCUGAGUGAUCAGUACGGGGCGAACCUGUCCAGAUUCAGAGUCAUUCUGAUACAUGCAGGAGGCUUCAGCCAGCGCUUACCCAACGCCAGCGCUCUUGGCAAGAUCUUCACCGCACUUCCUCUUGGAGAACCUCUGUAUCAGAUGCUGGAGCUCAAACUGGCCAUGUACGUGGACUUCCCUUCUCGCAUGAAGCCUGGCGUGCUGGUCACCUGCGCCGAUGACAUCGAAUUAUACAGCGUGAGUGAUAGUAUUGUGUUUGAUAAGCCAGGCUUCACGGCACUGGCCCACCCUUCGCCUCUGUCCAUCGGAACCACGCAUGGAGUGUUUGUUCUGGAACCAGCAGAAGAUUCCCAAAUCAGAGACGUGGAGUAUAGAACCUGCUUCCAGUUCUUGCACAAACCGAGCAUUGAAAGAAUGCGUAAAAGCGGUGCGGUGUGCAAGAAGGCGGGCGAGGACUUUGUCUACACUGACAGCACCUACUUUGUUGAUUAUGGCAGUGCACUGACACUACUGAGCUUGUUUAGAGAUAUCAGACCUUUGAGAUGUGAAAUAGACGCUUAUGGAGACUUUCUUCAGGGCCUGGGUCCAGGGGCCACAGUGGAAUACACCAACGACACCGCAAACGUCACCAAGACAGAGAGCAGCCUGGUGGAGAUCAGAAAGAAAAUCUUCUACUGCCUGAAAGGAACACCACUCAAUGUCAUUCUCCUCAACGAAUCAAAGUUCUACCACCUCGGCACCACAGAGGAAUACCUGUUCCACUUCACGGUUGACCCAUGUCUCAGGGCGGAGCUUGGCAUCCUGCCAGCCGCCUUUAGUGUAUGUCAGCUGGAGGCUUCUGAAGAACAUACUGCUUGUGUUAUGCAUAGCGUUCUGCACCCAAGCACUUCAGUGUCUGCAGGAACUGUGGUGGAGUACUCCAGACUGGAAGCCAAAGUAACCGUUGGCACCAGAGCUAUUGUGAGCGGAUGCUGGAUUGGAACAGAACUUUCAGUGCCCAGUGAAACCUUCAUGCACUCUCUAAGCACCACUCUGGAUGGCAAGACAGUCUUCGUGACCGUAGCCUUCGGCAUCCGAGACGACCUGAAGAAAAAAGUGUCCAGUCCUGCGAAUAUAGACAAGCUGGAGCUUUUCGGAGCCACCCUGGAAGAGUGCGUGAGCCGCUGGGCGCUGUGUGCCGAGGACAUGAGGUUCUCUAGGGAUGUGUGCAACCUGUGGAACUGCUGCCUCUUCCCUGUAUGUAAGGACAUGAAGAGUUCCUUUGCUACAACAUUGGAGAUGGUGUGGGCAGCGCACGGGAAAGGGAAAGUGACCUUACCCAGGAGCACUAGACUACUCUCACUGCAGGAGAUCCUGCAGAGCAAAGACUUGGAGCGGAUGCUGGGCUUCAGAAAAGGGCUUUAUGAAGAAAUUCUCACAACUAAAUGAACUGUUGCACCAGCGGCAGCAUAAAUCAGAGAUACUGUAAUUAGAAUCAUAUCAGAAAUGUUUAUUUUAAUUUGAGGAGAAAAAGAAAUAGACUUUGGAUUUCAGCCAUUUGACAAAAAUGAAGACCUCAUGUUUUAAUUUCUGCUAUCAUUUAAAAUGAAAUAUACCAUCUA
Colossoma macropomum (tambaqui) is the source of this 2102-nucleotide messenger RNA. It is a transcript of the gene fpgt, whose product is annotated as fucose-1-phosphate guanylyltransferase. Gene Ontology annotation, molecular function: transferase activity, transferring phosphorus-containing groups. The record is from RefSeq and is a predicted model, not a curated record. The coding region runs from base 223 to 1929 and encodes 568 amino acids. The transcript is spliced from 4 exons. NCBI's taxonomy places the organism in Eukaryota, Metazoa, Chordata, Actinopteri, Characiformes, Serrasalmidae.